CUCCACUCAACACUCCUCUUCAUCACAGUCCUUGCACAUCCACAAGGACAUCCCCCCUCUUCUUCUUUUCGGUUCGGCUACUGACUCCCGUGGAAAGUCGCCAAAAUGGGUUUCCGACUUCUCGAGCUCGUCCGCCCGUUCAUGAGCAUCCUCCCAGAGGUCACUGCUCCUGAGCGCAAGGUCACUUUCCAGCACAAGGUCCUCUGGACCGCUACCACGCUCCUUAUCUUCCUCGUGAUGGCACAGGUCCCCCUCUACGGCAUCAUGUCGUCCGACUCUUCGGACCCGCUGUACUGGCUCCGUGUCAUUCUCGCCUCCAACCGUGGUACCCUCAUGGAGCUCGGUGUCACCCCCGUCGUCACUUCGGGCAUGAUCAUGCAGCUCCUCGCCGGUGCCCAGCUCAUUGAGGUCGACUUCAGCCUCAAGGACGACCGUGCCCUCUUCGGCUCGGCCCAGAAGCUCUUUGCCCUUAUCAUCGCUCUUGGCCAGGCUACCGUCUACGUCCUCAACGGCCUCUACGGCCAGCCCUCGUCGCUCGGUCUCGGUGUCUGCCUCCUGCUCAUUCUCCAGCUCGUUGCCGCUGCCCUCAUCGUCAUCCUCCUCGAUGAGCUCCUCACCAAGGGCUACGGUCUCGGCUCGGGUAUCUCGCUUUUCAUUGCUACCAACAUUUGCGAGUCCAUAGUCUGGAAGGCCUUCUCGCCCAACACUGUCAACACUGGCCGUGGCCCCGAGUUUGAGGGUGCCGUCAUUGCCCUCUUCCACCUCCUCUUCACCUGGAACGACAAGACCCGUGCCCUCAAGGAGGCCUUCUACCGCGAGAAGCUCCCCAACAUGAUGAACCUGCUUGCGACCAUUGCCGUCUUCGCCGUCGUCAUCUACCUCCAGGGCUUCCGCGUCGAGAUCCCCAUCAAGUCGUCCAAGAUGCGUGGCCAGCGUGCUACCUACCCCAUCAAGCUCUUCUACACCUCCAACAUGCCCAUCAUGCUCGAGUCGGCCCUCACCUCGAACGUCUUCCUUGUCAGCCAGAUGCUCUUCAACCGCUUCCCUGACAACCUCCUCGUUCGUCUCCUCGGUGUCUGGGACUCGCCCGACGGCUCGGCCCAGCUCUCGGCCGUUUCGGGUAUCUCGUACUACAUGUCGGCUCCUCACAGCAUCACCGACGCCCUUUCGGACCCCUUCCACACGGUCGUCUACCUCACCUUCAUCGUCACCGCCUGCGCCAUCUUCUCCAAGACCUGGAUCGAGGUCUCGGGCUCGGGCCCCCGUGACGUUGCCAAGCAGCUCAAGGACCAGAACAUGACCCUCGCCGGCCACCGCGACGCCUCGAUCUACAAGGAGCUCAAGCGUAUCAUCCCCACUGCUGCCGCUUUCGGUGGUGCCACCCUUGGUCUCCUCUCGUUCGCCGCCGACAUGAUGGGCGCCAUUGGCUCUGGUACCGGUAUCCUCAUGGCCGUCACCAUCAUCUACGGCUACUUCGAGCUCGGCUUGAAGGAGCAGGCCGGCCUCGACGCCGGUGGCUUCCAGGACAUGCUCUUCUAAGUGAGAGGAUGGACAAAACUGCCCUCGUCGGCGCAUCAGCACCGACUUGAGCGUCCGCCUGGCAACAGGCGAGGGGAGGAGAGGCGACAAAGGAGGAGGAUGAAAUCUGGUGCCAGACAUGGUGACCCUGGCCCGGCACAACCACGCUGCAACCCCCAACGCAGCGUGCAUCACAAACCAACACACAUAGGAGGAAGUAUAGCACAGGAGAGAACGAGAAGAAGAGUCCAAAAAGGUUUCACUAGCACAUUCGACUCAGCAUCUAUUCUCUAUUCUUGUUAACCCCAUAUGCAACAGCGUGUGGCGAGA
Molecule: messenger RNA, 1848 nt
Organism: Vanrija pseudolonga
Lineage: Eukaryota; Fungi; Basidiomycota; Tremellomycetes; Trichosporonales; Trichosporonaceae
Gene: sec-61
Product: Protein transport protein SEC61 subunit alpha
Exons: 4
Coding region: 106-1539 (477 amino acids)
Biological process (GO): SRP-dependent cotranslational protein targeting to membrane, translocation; post-translational protein targeting to membrane, translocation
Cellular component (GO): Sec61 translocon complex; membrane
Molecular function (GO): transmembrane protein transporter activity; ribosome binding; signal sequence receptor activity
Source: RefSeq, a predicted model, not a curated record